This is a messenger RNA of Zophobas morio, 2295 nucleotides long. Its product is annotated as CAP-Gly domain-containing linker protein 1-like. Bases 615 to 2153 code for a protein of 512 amino acids. The record is from RefSeq and is a predicted model, not a curated record. The transcript has 7 exons. NCBI's taxonomy places the organism in Eukaryota, Metazoa, Arthropoda, Insecta, Coleoptera, Tenebrionidae.
CUCGUGAAAAGUACAUAGCUGAGCUCGAGCAGGAUCAUUUCGAAAGCUCUGGCUCUUCGGCGCUAGAACAGAGAAUUAAGGAAAGUAAUUUAGUUAUUGAAAGGUUGGAAACUCAAUUGUCUUUAAAAAACGAAUCUUUGCGGAGCAAUCAAACAGAACUGCAUGCUCUAAAAGAAGAAAAUUUGCGGCUUAAAACGGAAGUUGUGCGCCAUUCCGAAGAAAGAUAUCUUAACGAGCAGCAGUGCGAGCAAAAUGACAAUUUGAAGAAACAGUUGGAAUCUGUACUUAGUGAACUUUCCGAGUGCAGAGAUCAAGUGUUGUCUCUGCAGAAGGAGAAAACGUGCCUUCGAGAAAAAGUUUCGGAGUGGGAAUCUCGCGUGGAAAGGGAAUCUUGCACAUUGCAACUUUAUCAGGAAAAAAAUCUCGCCGACUUUCAGAAAAUUGAAAUAGCCGUUAAGGACCUUCUGACAACUUUUGACUGCGCUAGUGGAGACCUCGUUGCUGGAGUUUGCCCACGGAUUUGGAGCAAUGAAAGAAAUGAUAUAAACAUAGAAGCUCUGAAAACGUACAUACAUAAAGCCAAAGAGCGCCUUCAAACUCGCGAGAGCGCUUUAAUGGAGCAGUUUUUAGCUAAGGAAAAGGAACUUGAAGACGUAAUGAAUAACUUUCAGGACCUGAAAAACGAUGUAGGCCUGAAAGAUGCCCUUUUGGACGCUCUUAAAAAGGAAAACGCUGAACUACUUUAUACUAAUAAAAGCCUCAACGAUUUCAUAGAACAUUUGGAGGCCGUUAAGGAAGAGGCGCUAAUGUUACUUAAGAGCUUUAUUAACGAGGCUCAGACAUCACCACUCCUUGAAAGAAGAACAGAGAGCGAGUUUACGUGGAAAAACAUAUUGGAGGAGUUAAAGAAAAAGAAGGAUGAAAUAUUAGCGGGGAUACGCUCUCGCGAAGCAGAGUUAACUCGUGUGACCACCUGCUUAGAAGAGCUUAAGAUGAGAUACGAUAGCCUAAGAGAGAAGAAAGACCACGAAAUAACCUCGUUAAAGGAGACGCUCGAGAGUGAAUGCACUCAGCGAGAAAAGCUUGCAACAGAAAAGGCGCAAGUAGAAAAGGUCAAUGAAGAAAGUUUAGCGCAACUAGAAUCACUCACAUUGUUGAAUAAAAAAUUAUUGUCCGAAAAGGCACAACUCCAGCAUUUAUUGGAAGAAAAAAAUAAGAUUUUACAAGAGAAGGAACGAACGAACACCCUUGAAGGUCUGCGUCCAGAAAAAGAGGAUGUAUGCUUCUUAGUCGAAUGUUGGCCCGAUUCGUUCAAAAAGUUUUUGCGCGUACUCUUGGAAGAAUCUUCUAGAUACUUUUUGGAGAAAAGGUCGGGAAGUUUAAUGGAGUCUACAAAUUAUUUUGAGAAGACGGCAGCCGAAUUCGACCAUUUCGAAGAAACUACUAAGAAAGAAUUAUAUGCGUUUAUUGAAAAGGUCGUUAACUUCAAAAAAAAGGAAGCUGGAAACUUAGACAUCGGGCAAAAAGAAGUGGGAGCUAAUAAAGAAAAUUCUGGUGAAUAUCUAGCCUCUAGUAGAUUAUUAGACGAUUCGUUACAUCGGGAAAUUUCCCGGUGCAAAGAAAGUCUUAGAAAAAUGAAUGAUGUUUUACAGCUAAAAGAAAAAGAUAUCUUUAAACUUAAUAACCUCGUUAAUAUUCUUAAAGAAGAGCAAAGGCACUAUGCACAAGGAUGGAUUGAACAUGUGGUCAAGGAGACCUGCGAGGCUAUGUUUGCCAGCGGGCAUCAACCGACCUUCAACAAUUGUGAAGAUUCGACUUGGGCAAGCGAGGCAGGGUUUACCUUUCUGAGAAAGACAGAUUUGGACUUUAUUCAAAAAAGAAAGGAAGCGUACAUAUGCUACGUAAGUGAAAAAAUAGAGCGCUUUCAAAGAAGCGAGAAGCGGUGCUUUCAGCAACAGUACGAGCAACUCCUACUGUUGAUGAAAAGCAAAGUGUUAGAGCACAACAGACAGCAGCAAGAACUUUUUCAAGCUCAAUUUAAAGCAGAAAAAAGGAUUUUGGCUCAGAAAAUAAAUGCUUAUUACCAGGGUCAAUUAGAGAAUUGCACCUGUCGGCAGCGUUCAUUACGUCCCUACCCUUUGUUCACCGCGUAAGACGGGCCGGCAUCUGUUAAACAUUAAUUAAUCAAUUGUAUACUUUUUGUUUUGGGUCUUCCUACUGCAAAGGAAACUAGUUACUCUUAUACUAUGUACUUAAUUUGUGUAGCCAGCGAAGCUAAAUAAACCCAUUUUGUUA